GAAGUAUGCGAGUUUAAUAGUUAUUGAUAACAAAAUGGCGGCUCGUUUGCUUCAAAGAAGUGUCGGUUUUUCAAGAUACUUAAAGAGAGGCUUUGCUAAUGUGAACGUUGCGGCUGUACCACUCACAGAAUCCUUACCAGGCUACGAUGAACUUGAGCAAACUCAAACUGAAGUGAAACAAGAGCCAGUCAUGGUCAGUUCAUUGUCUAACGGAGUUAAAAUAGCAUCGAAAGAAGUCCCUAACUCUCCUUAUGUCAGCCUGGGAGUCUACGUCAAGUGUGGGAGUAGAGUGGAGCCGUAUCAUAAAUUAGGAAUAUCACAUUUACUGAGACACUGUGCCUUCCUUAGCACAGCGGAAAAGACGUCAUAUCUGUUAAUGAGAGAAAUUGAACAUCUCGGUGGAUCAUUGAGCUGCAACACGACAAGAGAGCACAUGGUGUACAAUGCUACUUUUCUAAAAGGAGACCAAGAGCACAUUAUAGCAUCGUUGUGCAGUCGUAUAACUGAUCCUUCUUUCCGUCAUUAUGAGGUUGAUGAACAAAAACAAUAUUUAAAGUUGAAUAUUGAUGAGUCUAGUGAGAAUCCAAACAUAGUUGUUAAUGAAGGAUUGCAUAGGAUUUCUUUUAGGAAUGGAUUAUGUAAUUCUCUCUAUUCACCUUCUUAUAAUGUUGACAAGUUCACAUCUGAAGAUUUGGAAGGGUUUGUCCGUGAUUGGUUCAUUAGUCCUAAUGUUAGUGUGGUUGGUGUUGGAAUAGAUCACAAUUCUUUAUUGAAAUGUGCCAAACCAUUGACCAACUUAUCAGAAUCAAGCGGUUCCGCCAUCGCUAAAUCAGCAUAUGUGGGAGGAGGUGAACUGCGUGUUGAUUCUGGAUCCCCUCUGGCACAUGUUGGGAUUGUUUGUAAAGGAACAAGUCUUUAUGGACCUAGUGAAUCUAUUGCUGGUGUUGUUCAAUGUUUAUUAGGGUGUGGUCAACGUCUUAAGUGGGGCAGUGGGUCUGCCAGUGCAAGGCUGAGAAAAGCUGUUGCACGUAAAAUUGAUGAUAAAUUUGACAUCAAUGCCAUCAACAUUCGUUACAGUGACAAUGGAAUCUUUGGAUUUUACGCUAAAGCCGAUGGUUCUAUAAUGGGACAGGUAUUGCAACUAGCUAUGGCGGAAUUUAGUGAAAUCAGCAAAGGAAAUGUUGACGAGGCUGAUCUUACACGAGCAAAGAAUCAGUAUAAAGCUGAUCUCUUGAUGGGCUGUGAUUUGUUGAAUGACAUUGGCCAGCAGGUGUCAUUUACUAACAAGUAUACUGAGAUUAGUGAAAAGAUAAAAGAAAUUGACAAUGUCACCAGUCAAGAUGUAGUAGGAUUUGUCAAAUCUGUCUUUGCUACACGUCCCAAUGUUGUCUCUUGUGGUAAUCUCUCCACAGUUCCUAGGCUAGAUGAAUUACUUACUAACCUCUCAUGAAUGACAAUAGCAAACUCUAUCAUGUGACAUUAGUAUAAAGACAUACACACACAGAGAGAGACAAACACACCUGCUGUGCUGUUAUUAUAUUUGUUCAUUAUUUAAGUAGUAGACCUUUCUUUUAUAAAAAAA
Messenger RNA from Amphimedon queenslandica, 1582 nucleotides. RefSeq names its product cytochrome b-c1 complex subunit 2, mitochondrial-like. The transcript has 17 exons. Gene Ontology annotation, molecular function: metal ion binding. Gene Ontology annotation, cellular component: mitochondrion. Lineage: Eukaryota; Metazoa; Porifera; Demospongiae; Haplosclerida; Niphatidae. The record is from RefSeq and is a predicted model, not a curated record. Bases 35 to 1450 code for a protein of 471 amino acids.